AUGGAGGGGGCAACUCAGAGACCUUUGAGGAACAGCCCGAACCCGACACACACCUACUACCGCACAACUCAAGGCCAAACCCCACCAGGCUCAACGUCAGGAAGCCCCAAGGUGAAGAUUGAGGAGUUUACAAGCCUCCCAGGGCUACGCAAUGUCGUACCGACUGAAGUGAGCUCGCCUGUGAAACUCCCUAGUUUAGGAGAGUUCGACCAAGGUGUAGAGGAUCUCAUCAGAGCACAUGGACCUGUGAAGACCGAGGCCAUAUUAUCUCCACUUCAUGGACUCACUCGCAACCCGACUGUUCUUGAACCUUUAGCCUCUAUCACACAACCUCAGCCAUCAUGGUCUAUGAGAAACAGUUCCACCGAGAACAUGGUCAGCGAACAAUCAAACUCCAGGCGAGGGACUAUCCUCAGGCCUAACCAGUACCCUUUUCCCGCCGACUAUUCACGGCAAUCUAUGAGCAGCUUCAGCAACCCAGACACGUACUACAGAUAUGGUAGCAGUCAAUCUCUUCAGGGCCUGCCAGGCAUGGACUGUUACCCAAGCCCACCCCCAGAAGGGGGCGAAAGCCGUCAUAUCAACCAAAAGUAUACCACAGAAGAGGGUGACUAUAUCAUCUACGCAUGGCACGACAAGAAGAUGAAAUGGCAGCAAAUUAAGCAGGAGUUUGCUGCGAGAUUUGGGAACACACCCGAGCGUACUGUCCAAGGUCUCCAAGCUUGGUAUUAUCGUAUGAACCAACGCAUACCUAUUUGGGAUCAGGAGGGUUGGCUUUGCUUCGAUGACGAAGACGACCUCGAACCUCAACAUGUCAGUAUCAAGUGUCGUGAACGCGACAGCCAGGAUAAACCCUCAGAGCCACUUGGUCUCGCCCAACGGUACCCUGAGAGGGCUAUCCACUACUCUUGGGUUGAUCCUGAGAUCAAAUUCAAGUCCAGCGACUGGGCUGCAAAGCGAGCUAUGCAAUAUCGCGACAGGCGAGAGCGACGCCGAAGAAAGGAGCAGCGUCGCCUCAAGCUAUGA
Messenger RNA from Fusarium venenatum, 1026 nucleotides. The record is from RefSeq and is a predicted model, not a curated record. NCBI's taxonomy places the organism in Eukaryota, Fungi, Ascomycota, Sordariomycetes, Hypocreales, Nectriaceae.